This is a messenger RNA of Electrophorus electricus (electric eel), 1990 nucleotides long. Its product is annotated as keratin, type I cytoskeletal 19-like. Gene Ontology annotation, molecular function: structural molecule activity. NCBI's taxonomy places the organism in Eukaryota, Metazoa, Chordata, Actinopteri, Gymnotiformes, Gymnotidae. The record is from RefSeq and is a predicted model, not a curated record. Gene Ontology annotation, cellular component: cytoskeleton.
AUGCUGCUGAGCUCGUUUCCUGACAGGCAGGCCUAUUUAAGACCCUCUGCCAUCAGUGAAACAGCAGAGUCACAGGUUGGGAAGCACAUCAUCAAGUCACGCUCCAAGCAUCCCGCCAUGCUGCCCCAUCAUUAUUCGUCCUACGCGUCAUCUGGAACAGUUAGGCUGAAAGCUCUCAGUAGCUCAAGUGUGUCACUGUCUUAUGGAGGCUAUGGCACUCGAAUGUCUCAUUCCUCAGCCAAAGUGGAUACAACUCAUGACUUCAUAUUUGACAAUGAAAAGAUGAUUUUGCAGAAUCUUAACAGGCGCAUGGCAGCUUACCUGGAUAAGGUGCGCUCUUUAGAAGCUGCCAACAGAAGGAUUGAGCUGCAAAUCAAAGAAUGGUAUGAGCGCAGGAGCACUACGUACUGCAAAGAUCUGACUCACUACUACAGCACCACUGAAGAGCUAUGUGAACAGAUUAAUUCUCAUGCCAAGGAAAAUGCUUUACUCUUUCUGCAAGUGGACCAUAUUAAAAUGGCAACUGCCAACUUUAAGGCGAGGGUUGCGGUAGAGAGGAACAUGUGUUUGGUUGUAGAAGCAGAGAUGGCUCAACUGCGUAGGGCUUUGGUGACAAAUCAGAUGGCCUGUGAAGACCUGAAGUUCCAAAUAUCCUCACUGGAAGAACAGCUGGUGCUCCUCAAGAAGAACCAUGAGGAGGAGAUGCAUUUGCUUCGUACCCAGCAGUGUGGCUCUGUGGAUGUGCAGAUGGACUGUGCCACCUCAGUGCCUCUUGAUGAGGAGCUGCAGGCACUAAGGGCCCAGUUUGAGGCACUCAUCAUAAAGUACCAAAGAGAUGCUAAAAUCUGGUUCCAGAGCAAGGUGAAAGUGUCUCGAGUGACCAGCAGCACUGCUGAGGUCAAAACAUCUCAUACAUUAGUCUCUGACCUAAAGAAGACGUACCAGCAAAGGAAGAUGGAGUUGGAUAGUCUCCGCCUACAGAAUCAUGUGGUGGGGAAGAGUCUGGCGGAGGUGGACGUGCAUUACGCCGCCCAGCAAAGCAAGCUGCAGUUGCACACAAAUUACCUGCAGGGGGAGCUGGAGGACCUGAAGGCCAGCACACAGCAGCAAUGCACACAGUACAAGCUGCUACUGGAUGUGAAGAUGAGGCUGGAGACGGAGAUCACCGAGUACAGGAGACUGCUGGGUGGAGAGGCCACAGGAACUAUUGUGAACUCAAUUAUGACGGACACGGUGACCCAAACAGUGGAAACUAAGAAGGAGGUGACAGCUAAGAAGCACGCCCCCCACAUCCAGAGACGGGUGAAGAUUAUUGUGGAGAAGCUCGUGGAUGGGGAGGUGGUGUCUGUUGACAAAACCGAGAAACUGGAGGAGGUUAUCAACUGAGUGGUACAAGCACAGGAUCCCCCUACAGAGUAGAAAGCCGCUGAACUGAAUAAUAAUGAAGACUCUGACAAUUCUAUGCUAUAGCACAACUGAAACACUUAUUUUCGGUGACAUGCCAGAGGAGCCCUUAAGUCAUUAUUGGCAUUUUGACAUUAGGAUUUGCCCCCACUUGUGGGGCAUAUGGUCAAAGGAAAAUGUACGGUUCGUCCACCAGGUGACACCGUUCUCUGGAACAUAAUCAUGUUCUUUCAUGUUCUUUCAAGAUUAAUACAGAGUAUGCGCUCAGAAAUUCAGAAUACACAAUCCAAAGAAUGGAGAUUCAAGCUGUCUUAGGCACUUGUGAGGACUAAGUUCUGUUCCUGUAGAGAAUGACAAAUGAUCAGUGAGGUUUCCCAAUAGACAACAGGGAAACUUUUUUUUUUUUUUUUUUUUUUUUGGCAGGGAGUUGUUUAUUUUGGUUAAAAAAAAGCAACAACCUGUAAACACCUAGUUCCAAAUGAACUGUAUGCUUUAAAUAUACUAACAAAUGCUCUAUGCAGUCCAAGAUUCAAUAUAUUAAAUUGAAUUCAUGCAGCCUGGGUGACUUUAUUCAGUAGUGCUUCAU